CAAGAGAAGAAGAAGAAGCAUCCAGAAGCAGCAGAGAGAGAAGAAGAAGAAGAAGAAACAAUCUCGCCGGAGAAGAAGAAGAAAGAUGUCGUGGCAAUCGUACGUCGAUGACCAUCUCAUGUGCGAGGUCGAAGGUAACCACCUCAAACACGCCGCCAUCCUCGGCCAAGACGGCAGUGUCUGGGCUCAGAGCUCUCAUUUCCCUCAGUUGAAGCCUGAAGAGAUAGUAGGAAUCAACAAAGACUUCGAAGAAGCCGGACAUCUUGCCCCAACCGGGCUAUUUCUUGGCGGUGAAAAGUACAUGGUUGUCCAAGGUGAGGCUGGAGCCGUCAUCCGAGGGAAAAAGGGACCUGGUGGAGUUACUAUCAAGAAGACUAAUCAAGCUCUAGUCUUUGGCAUCUAUGAUGAACCGAUGACUGGAGGGCAAUGUAACUUGGUCGUCGAGAGGCUUGGCGAUUACCUUAUCGAGUCUGGUCUCUAAGUUCACAUAAAGUGCUUGAAACCAAUCUCAUUUUUCAGGUUCUUCUUCACUAGAGAAGCACUCUUCUGCCAUGUAUUGUGAUUUGAUUGUUGUUGUGCAUCAAACAAAGUUAUACUCUUAAAAAGAACUAAGAAACAAUCAUAUUUGUUAUGGUUUUGAUUCCCUCCUAUGAUGGCUUUCAUGUUUUUCUCUUCCUUGUACUACUGUAUUUCAUAAUGUAUCUCUGGUUUUCGAUUUGAGUAAUGAAAUAAUUACGGUUUG
Messenger RNA from Arabidopsis arenosa, 742 nucleotides. Lineage: Eukaryota; Viridiplantae; Streptophyta; Magnoliopsida; Brassicales; Brassicaceae. The record is from the annotation of a GenBank genome assembly.